Didymella exigua CBS 183.55 is the source of this 710-nucleotide messenger RNA. RefSeq lists its product as uncharacterized. Bases 354 to 680 code for a protein of 108 amino acids. The transcript has a single exon. The record is from RefSeq and is a predicted model, not a curated record. NCBI's taxonomy places the organism in Eukaryota, Fungi, Ascomycota, Dothideomycetes, Pleosporales, Didymellaceae.
GCUAUUGGUUGAUGAUGCGCAAACGCAGGUACAGACUGUAUCUCGACUGACAGGCUGGCGGCGACUUGCAUUGUGCGUUGCAGCGCUACUUCUACGAGUGGCAAGAGAGAUUCGAUUCCCACAACAUCCUUAACAUCGAUCCAGUGUCGCAGAAGAUCCCCGAAAUCUUCACCUGGCGCGUCUUUCGUAGGCUCGUAAAGGCGUGCAUGACGUUGCAAAGGGGCACUUCCGAUCCCACAACCGUCCAGCCCGUUGAAGGCUGGAAACCAAUCACCCACCUCGACGUAAGCCUCGCCAACAUAUUCCUGCGCCCCCACAGAACAGCACUGCAUCUGAGACUCGUCUUGUCGGACAUGGGCAUGGGUUUCUUCCCCCUCCAGUCUCUCGUUGCGGAUCCUGGACAAGAACCGUUCCCGGCCGACAACCCGACUGAAUACGCCCUCGAGCAACGCGACGCAAGGUACGCACCCGAGCACCAGUUCAUGGCCAACAACCGCCCGCCCACACCCAUCGGGGAGAAGACAGAUGUGUGGAAGAUAGCCGCUGUGAUCUGGCAGUUGCUGAGUCACGGUCGCGACGGCGAUGCACCACUGCGCGAGGACCUCGUGGUCUGGCGUCGCGAAAUGCAGAGAUACGAAUAUCACGAGGUCGGUGUUUCCGAGGCGGAUUGGGGUCUUUGACAUCACGUGCCAUACUGCCGCAGCCGCAUC